Molecule: messenger RNA, 1452 nt
Organism: Lepisosteus oculatus (spotted gar)
Lineage: Eukaryota; Metazoa; Chordata; Actinopteri; Semionotiformes; Lepisosteidae
Gene: pdcb
Product: phosducin b
Biological process (GO): regulation of G protein-coupled receptor signaling pathway
Cellular component (GO): photoreceptor outer segment
Source: RefSeq, a predicted model, not a curated record
CAUGAUCCGGAAGACUAAAUCUUAGACAAAGCCCAUCUGGUCUUACUUAGAAAUCCACAGUGUGCUUUUGUCUUCUCCUGGACAACCCAAAGGACAGGUGACCACAAGCACAAGAAAGGCAACUAUCCAACUGACCAAGGGAAAGUUAAACUCACAGAUCAUUCUGCAAAAAUGUCAGGCCACAGUGUGGAGGAAGACUUAGAGGAACUGCCUGCAACAAACACAGGACCCAAGGGAGUGAUCAAUGACUGGAGGAAGUUCAAAUUGGAGAGCGAGGAUCAGGAGUCCAUCCCCCCCAGCAAGCGCGAGCUCCUCCGGCAGAUGUCUUCUCCCUACAAGCCCAACCGGGAAGAGGAAGCUCGGGAGAAACUGAACCGCAAGAUGAGCGUGCAGGAGUACGAGCUGAUCCAGGAUGAGGAUGAAAGCUGCCUCCGCAAGUAUCGCAAGCAGUGCAUGCAAGAGAUGCAUCAGCGCCUGAGCUUUGGCCCCAGGUUUGGUUCCCUGUAUGAGCUGGAGAGCGGAGAGCAGUUCCUGGAGACCAUUGAGAAGGAGCACAGGCUAACGGUGGUGGUGGUGCACAUCUAUGAAGACAAAGUCAAAGGCUGUGAUGCUUUGAACAAUUGCCUUUCCUGCCUGGCUGCAGAAUACCCUACCGUCAGGUUCUGCAAGAUCAAAGCCUCCAACACUGGGGCAGGUGAUCGCUUCUCAGACAGUGUGCUGCCCACCAUGCUGGUGUACAAGGCAGGAGAGCUUCUGGGCAAUUUCCUGUGCAUCACAAAGCAUCUGAAUGAGGAGUUUUAUGCAGUAGAUGUGGAGUCUUUCUUGAAUGAGUAUGGCUUGUUACCGGAGAAGGAGUUUGGAGCCUGUCAGAAUUACGAAGACGAAGCAGAUGUCGAAUGAAUUUCAGAUUGCAGGGGAAUGCAGAGAGAAUAAGUUCAAUUAUUCUUCUAAGUAGUGUUUUCCAGUACGGCAUCUCAACUCUUCUUAAGGCAAUUUCUAUAAAAGAUCAAGUGCUGCCCUGAAACCUGUGUAGUCUGUCCUCAGGGCCUUUUUCCUUAAUAUUUCCUAAGACCUACCACACAUUGCCACAUCCAGACCAUUGAUAAAGUAAAAAAAAUCAAAUAUUUUAGCUUCUUGGUCACUCUAACUUACAGUAAGUCUAAAUAUAUAGACACUAAACAUGCACACAAAUAUGAAACUGUAAAUCUAAGCAUCUAAGCAGAAGGUGGCUAUGUACAGUAUUGUAAGUCAUGUCAAGAGAAAGUGAACUGUACAAACAUUCAGAAGCAAAUGCCCUUUAUUAAGAAAAUAAUCGAUUAGUUAAUUUUUAUAAACUCAGAAUGUAUUGCAGAAUGUAAUGCCCUUCGUAAUUACUUUUGUUUUUUAAAGUUGUUUCACUUUUCUGCUGUAAAGUUCCUUUUUCCCCCAUUGAUGAUUAAAGGUUUCACAGAA